GUUCAUCCGCUUUCGGUCGGUCUGGCUUCAACGCUCUCUCUUCCUUGCACCAUGGUUUACACCCGCUUCGUCCAGGUCGGCCGAGUCGCCCUUGCCACCGACGGCCCCGCUAAGGGCAAGCUCGUUGUCAUUGUUGACAUUAUCGACCAGACCCGUGCCCUCGUCGACAACCCUGCUCAGGGCGUUGACCGCCAGUCGCUCUCUUUCAGCGCCAUGCAGCUGACUGACUUCACUGUUGGCAUCCCCCACGGUGUUGGCUCUGCUCCCCUCCGUCGCGCCUACGCCAAGGCCGAGGUCGAGACCAAGUGGAACCAGACCAACUGGGCCAAGACCAUCGCCCGCCGUGCCACCCGUGCCUCCCUCACUGACUUUGACCGAUUCAAGGUCAUGGUCGGCCGCAAGGAGCGCUCCAAGAUUGUCAGCACUGCUUUCAACAAGCUCCGCCGACCCGUCAGCGCUGCCAACAAGGCAAAGAAGGCUGGCUCCAAGAAGGCUGCCCCCAAGAAGUAAAAAGCGCAGGGGCGACCUAUUUUUUUCUCUGCCGCCGUCUGAUGGCCCUUGUCGGUCGGGGGUUUCCCGCCCAUGUUAUUGCUUUGCACCUUGAGUUUCUUUGUUUCGAUUGCAAAAGGAGAAUUUGAGGUAUUAUGCUUUUUGUA
This is a messenger RNA of Capsaspora owczarzaki ATCC 30864, 656 nucleotides long. RefSeq names its product ribosomal protein rpl14. Gene Ontology annotation, biological process: ribosomal large subunit biogenesis; translation. Gene Ontology annotation, cellular component: cytosolic large ribosomal subunit; ribosome. The record is from RefSeq and is a predicted model, not a curated record. The coding region runs from base 52 to 510 and encodes 152 amino acids. The transcript has 2 exons. NCBI's taxonomy places the organism in Eukaryota, Filasterea, Ministeriida, Capsasporidae. Gene Ontology annotation, molecular function: RNA binding; structural constituent of ribosome.